GAUAUCCAAUGCCACCAACUCAAUGCGCUUUGUUGUGCUUGUGGGACAGAAAGACGGAUACAAAAUAUUGUUGAACUUGUACCAAACAGCGCGCGUUAAGCGAAGUCACCGUUUUUACCGGACUCGGUAUAAUCAGUUUGACCGAUGUCGCGCGCGCAUAGUUAACGUCUUUCCGGGACGGAGUCCGCUGUCCAGAUUGGAGCGGAAGGAAUUCACUGGGAAGAAAGAGGAGGGGGGGGGGAGACGUUUCUGCUGGGAUGCCUCGCGCAAGUUGGAAAAAACAUGUCUUGUACGGGUCCGGCUGGAGUCGUGGCACUAAAAAACCUGACGUAUGUCUUCGUGUGACUGAAACCGAACUACAGGAACGUAUUUGACGGUGUUUUUUUGUUUUUUUUGUUAGCAGUUUUAACGUGCCAGUUUAGCGAGUUAGCCACGUUAGCUAACGUUACGCAGCCUCUAGUUGUGGGAAGACGUUUAAAAUGGCGGAGGGUUGGCCCGUUCCUCCGGCCCUUGUUAUCGUGCUGCUGAGUUUGAGUGCCCGGGCUCUGGGGUCUUGUCCUGCUCCGUGCUCGUGCUCGAAGGGACAAGAUGAAGUGCGGGUCCUGGACUGCAACAGGAAAAGGCUGUCGACGGCUCCCGUGGACCCACCGGACGAGAUAACCCAAGUCACCAUGAAUCACAACGAACUGACCGUUGUCCCCUUUCUUGGAGAUGUGUCCUCAAAUAUCACCUCGCUUUCACUAGUGCACAAUCGGAUCUCAGAACUUUUGAUGCAUCAGCUGCAGCCGUACGUUUCCUUGGAGACACUGGACCUGACAUCCAACUCGAUCUCCGAGCUCAGAGUCGGAUCUUUCCCCUCCAUGCAGCUGAAAUAUCUGAAUUUGAGUAAUAACAAGAUCAGCUUCCUCGAGCCGGGCUGCUUUGAAAACAUCUCCAGCUCCCUGCUGGUGCUGAAGCUGAACAGGAACAGAUUAGCUGCGCUGCCAUCCAAAGUCUUCAAACUUCCGCAGCUUCAGUUCCUUGAAAUGAAGCGUAACAAGAUCAAGAUCGUGGACAGUCUGACAUUCAAAGGGAUGGAAUCGCUGAGGUCUCUGAAGAUGCAGAGGAACGGCAUCACUAAGCUCAUGGAUGGAGCCUUUUUUGGUCUUAACAACAUUGAAGAACUCGAGCUGGAGCACAACAACCUAACGGAGGUCAACAAAGGCUGGCUGUAUGGCCUGCGCAUGCUGCGCGUCCUGCGGGUCAGCCAGAAUGCUGUCGGCAUCAUCCGUCCAGACGCCUGGGAGUUCUGCCAAAAGCUGGAGGAACUAGACUUGUCCUUCAAUCAUCUGACUAGACUGGAGGAGACGGCUUUCGUGGGAUUGGGUCUCCUGGAGAGCCUGAACCUCGGAGAAAACUCCAUCAGCCACUUGGGAGAGGGUGUGUUCAGUGGCCUGGCAAGUCUGCGCACCCUAGAUAUCCGCAAUAAUGAAAUCUCCUGGGCCAUUGAAGACUCCAUUGGUUUGUUUGAUGGAAUGAAGAAGCUGAACACACUAAUCAUACAGCGGAACAAAAUCAAAUCAAUCACUAAGAAAGCGUUCGACGGCCUGGAGGAGCUGGAGCACCUGGACCUCAGCAAGAACGGCAUCAUGUCGAUCCACCCCGAGGCGUUGUCCCAUAUGAAGCUCAAAGUGUUCAUCCUGAACACGAGCAGCCUGCUGUGUGACUGUCACAUGCAGUGGCUCGGGCCCUGGCUGACUGUCAGCCAGUUCCAGCAGUCUGUGUCCGCUGUCUGUGCUCAUCCCGCCAGCCUCCUCGGCCACACUGUCCUGUCCGUCAGCCCGGAAGCGUUUGUUUGUGAUGAUUUCCCCAAGCCUCGGAUCACGAGUCACCCGGAGACGUACGUGGCGAUGCGGGGCAAUAACGUGACCCUGAGCUGCGUCGCGUCCAGCAGCAGCGAUUCGCCGAUGGCCACGGCGUGGCGGAAGGACGGGGAGGUGCUUUACGACGCGGAGGUGCAAAACUACGCCCAGUACCAGGAGGGAGAGCUGAUCUACACCACGGUGCUGCACCUCCUCAACGCCAACUUCACUGAUGAGGGGCGCUACCAGUGCGUGGUCUCCAAUCACUUCGGCUCCAACUACUCCAACAGGGCCAAGCUCACUGUGAAUGAGCUGCCAUCUUUUCUUAAAACUCCCAUGGAUCUCACGAUCCGAACUGGGACCAUGGCCAGGCUGGAGUGCGCUGCUGAAGGCCAUCCAUCGCCCCAGAUUGCUUGGCAGAAGGACGGAGGCACCGACUUUCCGGCCGCCCGGGAGCGCAGGAUGCACGUGAUGCCAGACGAUGACAUCUUCUUCAUCGCUAACGUGAAGACGGAAGACAUGGGCGUGUACAGCUGCACGGCUCAAAAUGCAGCUGGCAGCCUGUCUGCAAACGCUACUCUCACCGUCCUGGAAACUCCAUCCUUCAUGCGGCCGCUGGAAGACAGAACAGUGGCGCGCGGCGAAACCGCCGUGCUUCAGUGCAUCGCUGGAGGCAGCCCGGCCCCCCGCCUCAACUGGACCAAAGACGACGGGCCUCUGCUACUCACCGAGCGCCACUUCUUCGCCGCGGCCAACCAGCUCCUCAUCAUAGUGGACGCCGGUCCCGCCGAUGCCGGGAAGUACACCUGCAUCAUGUCUAACACUCUGGGAACAGAACGCGGCCACAUCUACUUGAGCGUCUCGCCAUCGCCCAACUGCGAUAUCGGCACGGGAUACGACCAGGACGGCUGGACCACCGUGGGCAUCGUGGUGAUCGUGGUGGUGUGUUGUGUGGUUGGCACCUCGCUGGUCUGGGUCAUCGUCAUCUAUCACAUGCGCAGGAAAAGCGAGGACUACAGUAUCAGCAACACAGAUGAGAUGAAUUUGCCAGCAGACAUCCCCAGCUACCUUUCCUCUCAGGGCACUCUGUCGGAGCCUCAGGAAGGCUACAGCAACUCUGAGGCCGGCAGCCACCAGCAGCUCAUGCCGCCCCUCUCCAAUGGAUACGUCCAUAAGGGCACAGAUGGUGUGUGUUAUGGAGACACGGCAAACGAGGUGGAAACUGAAGGGAACGGCGUGCUGCACUGCAGGGUCGGCUCUCUGUUCACCGGCCGGAGCAGCUUCCACCCCGGAGAGCCCCGUGAGGGAAUGGCUGGACUCCCCACAGGUGGCGGUCCGGGUCCGCUGGUCAUCUGCUCCGACUGCUACGACAACGCCAACAUCUACUCUCGCUCGCGGGAGUACUGCCCCUACGCCUAUCUGGGCGAGGACGACCCGCUGGACAAGACUCUGCCGGGCCCGAAGGAGGGCUUCGGCGAGCCGGCCCGGCACGAGGACGGGGCGCUGGAGAACCUCAUUAGCAACCUGGACUCCUCCUCCUCCUCCUCCACCUCCACCUCCUCCUCCUUCCUCACCUCGCAGCACACACGGCUGAGCGGCCACACUCCCCCGGAGCACUACGCUAACGAUUUCCUCAGCAGGUCCUUCUGGGGAGAAGGAGAAGGUCCGUCCACAAGACCCCAACCCGGCGCGUCACAGCACCCGGUGACGGUCCACAGGACGCCGCCUCUGACUUCCACCGCCGCGGAGGAGGAGCGGAGUGACGCCGAGGCGGACUGUUUUCCCAGCCAAUGCACACAGGACCACAGAAGUGCCUCUAAUAGGACUAACCCUCAGGAGCACCCUGCUCCCACAUAGGUCCUUGCACUACACCCCACCUUCUGCCUCUUGACUCCCCUUUGCCGCCCCGCCCCUUCACCCACUACCUCCAAAGAGACUCCUCCCAGUCUGCCAAAGAUAUGCUCUCUCGUAUGUUUACAUUCCCCUUUUCACUCGAGAGGACGUGCAAGCGUUCUCCACCGCGGAGAGGCCGCUGUGUCGGACCGGAGAAAUGGGCCAGGGGUUUGAUUUACCUCCUCCUCGACACCUCCACCUCUACAGGACCCUUUUUUUUUCUCUUCUCUUCUUUUUUUUUCUCCCACGUCCUCCUCUCUUCUUUGUUCUCUUUCUAGAGAAAAGCUAUGAAUGUAUGCUUUAAAGAGCCAUGACGGAUGCUGCCGCCGCGAGAGAACGUCAAGAUGCGGUUGAGUCUUUACAAGCUCCCUCCUCCUCCUCCUCCUCCUCCUCUUCCUUCUUCCUCCUCCUCCACCGUCCCCGCUGCUGGCAGUUUUUGUCUCGUCAUUCCCGGUACGGACACCCGUUGGAGCAGCUUACAUGACGAGAAAUGACAAAACCACCGAUUCCCGAGAAGGGCGGUUUAAACGGGUGACACUUGUAGUUCCCCGACCAGCAGUUCGUGGUUGUAAAUACGAGAAAGAACAUUGAAAACAUUCCCACAACCGAACUCAAACGAUGCUGUCCGCAGUGUUGUUCUGCAAACGCCAGAGACAUUGACACCAAAAUGCGGUGUAUAUUAUGAAUAUAUAUUCAUAUAUAUAUAUAUACAUAUAUAUAUGAAUAUGUAGCCUAUAUCAUCUUUAUCUGACCUUGUUUUUGUCCUACGUCAAUUGCUAAUUCCUUCAUUUCAUGUCUUUGUGAAUGACGAGCAGUUUAGGGAGAAAGCGUAACAUUUUUUUGCACAUGUGACAAUCAUGGUUUUGCUUUUCUACGGGUUGUCUAUUGGAUGGCCUUUUUAACAUUUAACAAGCAUUGUCAGUAACCUCUGUGUGUGUGUGUGUGUGAAAGAGACAGAGUGUGUGUGUGUGUAUAUGUGUAUAUAUAUAUAUAUAUAUAUAUAUAUAUAACACGUGUGUGUCUGUAUAUGUGCACAGUAUGCACUGAUUGCCCCCCCCCCUCUUAUCAUAUCUUACAGGCACUUGAUUUAAUGGUGGUAAACUUUAUUAUGCAGUGUGCAUGCCGUUUUAUCUCAAAACGUUCCUGAUCCUUCUGUAGAUAUUGAUUUUAUUCUAGGUUUUCACUUGGGACUGUGAAAACAAUGAGAGUGUAUUGUAUUAUUUUAUACAUAUAUUGUAUGUGUACAUAAGUCCGGUAAUCUAUUAAAUUCCGUGUCCGACUAGUCCGUUUGCAGAGAGAUUUUGAGACGCCAGCUGCAGUCGUCUUAAGCUCAUUCACGUUAAGCCCUUCUCGACUCGGCAUGCGUUACCUUUUUGUUCAGGUAACCAAACGCCUCCUCUCGAGAGGAGGUUAUUUAGCUCCUGACUGAAAGACGGUAAACAAGUAAGUUGCUUUGAAGAUUUGAACAUUAUAAAUGCCUCUCUUGUAGAACAACGUGGCCUUGGUUUUUAAUCGAGUUCGAUGAGUUUUCCUUCAGAGGAAAAAAAAAAAGAAGAAAAAAAAAAGAUUCCUCUUGAUUAUUGCACUUCAAAGUCAACGUCGGGUUUGACUCAUAAAACUCAAAUGAACACUCAGCUGCUGGUUCAUCCGGCUCACCGGGACUUUGGAGGAUGUAGCGUGUCUACUUUUGAAUUGACGGGUGCUUCAAUGAUGUUGUGUGCACCCAUUGAUGCCCGUGAGGGGAGGGAACCCCUUCCUCGAACGGGUUUUAACCAAACCUUCAUGAAGGUUGGAUUCAUUUCAGGACUGUGGCCUUAGUUUUAGCUCGGGGGAGGGGACCUAAUACACAGGCCGAGAGCGACUGUUUGUUUUUGUCAUUUCCAUUAUGAUGAUAAUCGGUACUGCGACAUUCUGCUCUUUUUGUUUUGGACCAAGCGAAGAUAUCCGAGUGUCGGAGCUAAUUAUUGAGUUCAGACAGUGUCAGUAAUAUUUUCUGACUAUUGGCCAAUUUCAUCACUCCCUUUUUUGAGCAAUUUUGAGACAUUUAAUUUAAGAACUUGCAGUGACAAGUCAUCCUAAUUGAGCUACCCGUCGAGGCGGGGUUGGCAUACAUCGAUUCACUGUUAAAUAUUUUCCGCCGACUCAGCAAAACAUAAUAUGCAUCAGCAUUGUUUUAUCCUCCAAACGUCCUUUUAUGACUUUAUACCAAAGUUAAGCAGUAAAUGCUCUGGCAAUAUCCAAUGCUGCUUUUUUUUUUUUUUUUAAUAAUUGUUUUGUCUCGUUUUGCAUUUUGUCUCUCAGUUGUAUUUUGUUGUUGUCCCUUGUUUACCUGUACAUCCUGUAAAGCAUGUCUAAAGUCUAAAGAGCCCUUUUUUUUUGUUACGGAGCAAUUACUCUGACAUUAAACAUGAAUUCUGAUAA
Molecule: messenger RNA, 6155 nt
Organism: Cyclopterus lumpus (lumpfish)
Lineage: Eukaryota; Metazoa; Chordata; Actinopteri; Perciformes; Cyclopteridae
Gene: lrig2
Product: leucine-rich repeats and immunoglobulin-like domains 2
Exons: 18
Coding region: 480-3698 (1072 amino acids)
Molecular function (GO): protein binding
Source: RefSeq, a predicted model, not a curated record